Solenopsis invicta (red fire ant) is the source of this 783-nucleotide messenger RNA. RefSeq lists its product as uncharacterized. The coding region runs from base 88 to 783 and encodes 231 amino acids. NCBI's taxonomy places the organism in Eukaryota, Metazoa, Arthropoda, Insecta, Hymenoptera, Formicidae. The transcript has 2 exons. The record is from RefSeq and is a predicted model, not a curated record.
AAUUACUACAUUUAAAUUUGGUUUCUUUCAUUUAGCAUCCACAAACCAAUUUCUUUUCACGCUACUAAACACGGAGCCGUCACAUCAAUGCUUCCUACCCUGAACGAAUUGAAUAGCAACAUGCACAGCUAUGCGCUUUCACACACGCCAAAAAGCAGUCUCAAGAUCAACGAGCAUGACUUAAAAUUCUUAGCGUUGGAAGCGCCGAAGAACGUUGAAACCCGAGACUCCAUGUUGAAUUACAUUCUCCCCGAAGAGCAUAAGAGCGGACUGAAAAGCAUUCAGAACUCCUUUGCGGACUACGCGCUGCCCGUGAAACUUAAACACGGCUGGCCUUUGCAGCAAUUCUCACAGCCGGAAACAUCACUCGGCUAUGCUCCGCUGUCUUUGGCUGGAAAGACGAAACUCGUUUUACCAAAUAUACCCAUCGCACCCAUUUCUUGGCCAAUAGAAAUUGAAAGCGACAUUCCCGCAAUGCUACCAUUGAAAUCUAUAACAAUGUCCGACGCUGUAACAGAGAACAAGUUGCCGCUCGGCAUUAACUUACCUGUGGACUUUACGGCAAGCAUGCCAAAUAGUCUGACUUCAAGUACACCCAAUGGUAUAUCUGGAAGCAUAACUGGUGGCAUAUCAACGAGCAUACCUGGUGGCAUGACAGCGGACAUACCUGCAAGCAUGCCAACUUUGAACCUCGGGCAAAGUUUACAUCACGUGGCACAAUUACGACAAACUCAAGAGGCAAGAGAUCCGUGGUACCCCACAGGUAUCUUAGUUCUAUACUAA